Messenger RNA from Nothobranchius furzeri (turquoise killifish), 1814 nucleotides. Its product is annotated as H-2 class I histocompatibility antigen, Q10 alpha chain. The record is from RefSeq and is a predicted model, not a curated record. Lineage: Eukaryota; Metazoa; Chordata; Actinopteri; Cyprinodontiformes; Nothobranchiidae. Gene Ontology annotation, cellular component: external side of plasma membrane. Gene Ontology annotation, biological process: immune response.
GAGGGGCCUUGAACGCACCUCAGACGGAAGUUCUCCCUCGAUCGUCGCGGAGGAGAAAAACAGAGAAAAGCGGUUCAAAUGUUACUUUUAGUCAAAGCAUUGAACCGAAUGUUUCACUUUGCUGUUUUUGUCCUUCUGGGGACAGGAAUGACGGUUUUAAGCGGUAACUUUUAUUCUAUUUUUGACUUUAAUUCAAAAACGAAAGUAAAACCUUUUUGUGACGCAUAGAAAUUAACAUUUAGUAUACUUGUUCUGAACGCCACUCCCUGACCUACAUCUACACGGCCUUCUCCAAACCUGUGGACCUCCCGGGUUUCCAUGAGUUCACGGCCAUGGGAAUGCUGGACAACAGGAUGAUUGACUACUAUGACAGCAAAGAGCAAAAGAAAGUUCCCAAACAGACGUGGAUGUCAGAGCAUCUUGAACAACACUAUUGGGAUAAAGGUACACGGUCCAGGAAGAGCAAGCAGCAGUGGUUCAAGGUCAACAUCGACAUCUUGAUGAAACGGAUGAGACAGAAUGACACGGAUACCCACGUUCUUCAGUGGAUGGUCGGAUGUGAGGGUGAGAGUCAGCCUGGUGGCAGUUUUCAUUUCAUUCGUGGGACCAACAUGUACAGCUAUGAUGGAGAUGACUUCUUGGCCUUCGACGAUAAAAAUGAAGUUUGGAUAGCUGCAGUUGGUCCAGCUGUAGAAACCGGAAGAAAGUGGAAUAGUAUUCCGGUCCUGACGGAGUACACCAAGGGUUACCUGGAGAAUGAGUGUAUGGCUUGGAUGAUAAAGUAUUGGUCCUAUGGCAGAGAGCAGCUCCAACAAGCCUCUCCACCAGAAGUGCACCUGUUCUCACAAAGAAGCCACGUUGACACUAAAGUCUUCUUGACGUGCCUGUCCACUGGCUUCUAUCCUGAAGACGUCACCCUGCAGAUCAAAAGAAACGGCCGCAUCCUUACUGCAGAAGAUGGACUGGAGACGUCUGGGAUUCGUCCAAACGAGGACGACACCUUCCAGAGGAGAGACCGUGUUGAGAUUUUAGAGACUGAUGUGUCCACUUACACCUGUGAGGUCAUUCAACCUGCCUCCGACGUUCAUGUUGAAAGGACCUGGGAUCACACUCUUCCGGAGGAGACUGUCAGUGAACUCAUCACCUUUCAUUUUGUUUUUGUGAUUACAAAAAGGAUUUCCAACUUUUGGUCAAAGUUUCUGUCUUGGUUUCGCCCUUAACAAAAUGACACUUCUACUUCUUCAUCCUGGCUCUUCUCUGUCCCAUCCCACAAACACUCACAGCACACCCCCACUUCUCCAACGCCUUCUUCUCCUUAAGGAACAGACCUGAGCUGGAACCCAUCAACCAGGAUGUCCAGUCUAGUUCACAGAACCUCAAGGACUCGAAAUAUUAGUCAGAACGAUGCUUUCACCUCCAUAGAUGAAGGACAUCAAGCUGUCAGUCAUGAGAAAGGAGGAUUUGCUUUUUGAUUUGGGAGGAAAAGAUGGACAGAAAAGGAAAGAAGGGAUGGAGGUGUUGGAACAACAUGAGGCGUUUUAAAUGGGAUGAAAGAAGAAACCAAAAUAAAAAUAGAAGUAAGUUCGUAAACCACAAUAAUGGUCUGAUGUUCUAUUUCCAUAGGUAACAAAUUAUGACUAUAGACUUGAAUGCUUUUAAGUUAUCAAAUGAAUUUAUGUGAUCCUUAAAAAAUAAAAGCUGCAUAGUGUUGCCUUUACAAGAAACAAGCAAAGGAAUAAGGCAGAAGGUCUUAGAGGGAAUAAAAUGACACAUAUGACAAGAAACAAUAAAUGGUUAUUGAUGAUUACAAUUUA